AUGGGCGAGCUUGGCAAGGGCGCAUUUGCGACGGUCUACAAGAUCGCCACUAAGAUGAAUGGUACUGUUCUCGCAGCCAAAGAGCUUGAAAAGAGAAGAUUCAUGAAGGAUGGCCGGCUUGACAAGAAAGUCGAAAACGAGCUAUCGAUUAUGCGGAACUUGAAGCAUCCCAAUGUCGUCCAAUUCAUCGAUUACCACGACCAAGGAGAUUAUCUAUAUAUCAUCAUGGAGUACGCGCCCUACGGUGAUCUUAGGAAGCAUAUGGAAGCGGGCUUGGCUCCCGGUGGCUUUGGUCCAAUGAAGGAAGACGUGAUCCGACCUGUGGCCCAACAAGUCUUGAGCGCUCUCGCCCAUCUCCACUCUCAAAAGGUUACACAUCGUGACAUAAAGCCCGACAAUAUCCUCAUAUCGGAGCUCGAUCCCAUACAAGUCAAGCUGUCCGACUUUGGACUGUCCAAGAUGGUUGCGCACGAAGAGACAUUCUUGAAAACCUUCUGCGGAACCCUUCUGUAUUGCGCCCCCGAGGUUUUCCCGUUCUACGAAAAGUCCAAAAAGCGUCGGCGUGGAAGCGAAAAGGCGUACAGCUCUGCCUGUGACAUCUAUUCCCUAGGAGGUGUGCUCUGGAAUGCUCUUUGCGGUGCUCCUCCUUUUGAGGGUAAACAAGAUUCUACCGGUCGCGCCAUGUUCGAUCACAUCAUGGAGACAGAGUUGGACGUGAGCCCACUCAAGAAGCGGAAUGUCCCAGACGCUUGCAUUGACUUGCUCAUCCAAAUGCUCCGGAGAGACCCAUCCCAACGUCCCACGGAAAUUCAAUGUCUGCAACACCAAUGGCUAAGAGAGGGCGCAAACAUCCCCGAAGACCCCACUUUGGAAUCCAUUGUCGAAGAGGACGAAGAGGAGGACGAAGCUGAACAUCAGCUGUCGCAGCUCAGUAUCAAUGAAGACGUGCCUGAAACCGACGAAGCUGACGUCUUAUCUGACGAGGAGUUCGAACACCUGCUUGAUGCCCGGCAAUCGAAGCGCAUCCGCCACGAUCCAUUAUUCCCACGAUAUCAAUUGCGGGAUCGCGAAAGUGAAUCGAGCGCCGCUCCGUCCCCUCAGUCUGAUAUGGAAGGCGUUCUUGAGGAUGAGAGCUUCCAGCCCAUGCCCAAGGCACCGAACGCACUUCGCCUGUUUGGUGAGAUCGGACAGUCGGCUCUGGAAAGCUCUGGUGUUCUCGACGUGCACGCAAAACAAGCGCUUUCAAAUGCUGGAUCCACCGAAUCCGAUGGGCAGGAGGCUUCGAAUAAUCAAGGGAGACGAGGGCGUAAAGCAUCGACUGGAAACACGCCGACCCUCGAUCGAGAUGUUUCCUCAUCUAGCCUCUUUGGUGCUGAAUCUGGGGUGCGAGAGCUGAACAUGGCUUCGCCGCAAUCUUUCGGGUCCGGUCGGGAGACUCCGAACGAGCCCGCUACGCCCAAGACACCAGAGGUCCCUCAACAUAGCUCGCUCGGAUAUUCGCAGAAGCACCCAAGCCAGAGCAGCGAACCGACGCCACGUGCGAGACCACCGCCACCCAAUCGACUUAUCAGUCUACCUAAGACCCCUUCUUUCUUUUAUGAUCCUGCCGAUCCCUCCACACACAAUCUCGAGUACGCUCAGAGAGUGAGUGGCUUCGAUUUUGGUGCACAGCUGCAGGAUACCACAGACGGGGCGUCCCUCGCAGACACCAUGCAGCAAUCUGCUCACGGAGACAGCGAGACUUCGGUGUCUUCAGUUGCAGCCAUCCCGGUCAAAGCUGGCCCAACGCUGCCCACCGAGCCUGAUUUCAAGGCUCCACCACGCCGAGUCGGCAAGCUGACAGCCACGCUGGAUUCAUUUGACCCCUCACUUGUUCUCAAUCUGGACCGGCGCCUCACAUCGUGGGGUCGCUUGCCUUCGAGCACCAUUGUGUACGAGGAUGCUGCCGACAUCCGUAUUCCCAAGACGGCCUUCCACAUCUUCUGGUGGUCUCCGAGCGGCACGAACGUACAGGAGCUCUCCCAAAACGGCCAAGACUGGACACAAAUCGAGGACCUGCAAGCCGGCAUCUUCACAUCCGCGACCGCCGGUCUUUGGGUCAACGGGAAACAUAUCAAACAGAAGGACGACAAGGGCCGCGCUCUCUUUGGGAACCUGCACUCGGGGGACAUCAUUCAGAUUUUCCAUAACCAGCGCAAUCAAAGCCUGAAGUUCAAAUGCGAGUUCUACUACGGCAAGAGUACGCAGCCGCGCCCUGCUGGCGAGAGCUUCAAGGUGCAAAUUGGCACCAAGCUGGGCUAG
This is a messenger RNA of Didymosphaeria variabile, 2301 nucleotides long. It is a transcript of the gene RAD53, whose product is annotated as Protein kinase protein rad53. Gene Ontology annotation, biological process: autophagy; peptidyl-serine phosphorylation; autophagosome organization. Gene Ontology annotation, cellular component: autophagosome; cytoplasm. The transcript has 2 exons. Lineage: Eukaryota; Fungi; Ascomycota; Dothideomycetes; Pleosporales; Didymosphaeriaceae. The coding region runs from base 1 to 2301 and encodes 766 amino acids. Gene Ontology annotation, molecular function: ATP binding; protein serine/threonine kinase activity. The record is from RefSeq and is a predicted model, not a curated record.